Molecule: messenger RNA, 3031 nt
Organism: Oryzias melastigma (Indian medaka)
Lineage: Eukaryota; Metazoa; Chordata; Actinopteri; Beloniformes; Adrianichthyidae
Product: alpha-2-macroglobulin
Exons: 24
Coding region: 96-2873 (925 amino acids)
Cellular component (GO): extracellular region
Molecular function (GO): endopeptidase inhibitor activity
Source: RefSeq, a predicted model, not a curated record
GAGGAGAGAUUGUCUUCCAAGGAAGUCACCAAAUACCAGAUAGUGAUGAAGUCCAACAGGGUUCGUUUUACUUCCCCUUGAAAGUGACUCCAGACAUGGCGCCGUAUAUCCAGGUGGUGGCAUACGUUGUUCUCUCCUGUGAGAAGAUCUUGGCUCACAGCGCCGAGUUCCCUACAGAGGAAUGCUUCAGCAAUGAGGUGGUAAUCACGUACGAUCCGAGUUUUGCCGUUCCAGGAGAAAGCAUCAAAUUGAAUCUGAAAGCGGACCCAAACUCCCUGUGUGGCGUGCGCGCCAUCGAUUUCAGAACCAUCAUUAAGGAGCCGGGAACGCUCCUGGAUGCACAUCAGAUCUUUGACCUUCUGCCCAUCAAAAAAACAGACUCCAUCCCUUAUGAGCUUCUCGAUGCUUCCAACUGUCUGCAUGUGAGGCCCAAAAGAAGCCUUUCAGGAUUUACCAAUCAAGAUGGAGAAUACGCCUUCACCAUUUUUGAACAACGAGGGAUGCUAAUUUUAUCAAACCUGGCAGCUCAGAAUCCCAAAUGCCUCAGACUGAAAGGAAAAAAAUACUUCAGAGAUCUUGAUAUUUUCAUGAAGCUUGACAAAAAAUCAGCCGAGGUUCCAGCCAUUCCCGAGCCCGGAACAAUCCCGUACUCCUGUCCAUAUGUUGAACCCUUGGAGCCGGUCCACACUCUUGAGUCCGAGCCGUGGAUCUUUGAACUGUACAAUGUGGGGAGUCAUGGGAAACGGUGUGUGCAUCUAACGGUGCCAGACGUCGUGACGAGCUGGGACACGGACGCAUUCUGCCUCAACAGUCACAGCUUUGGCGUAGCUCAACGGAAAACUCUCUUCGUCGCCCCACCCUUCGUCCUCCACCUCGCCAUGCCUGACUCCAUCUUCCUCGGAGAGAGCUUCGUUCUAAAGGCCACUAUCACCAAUAACGUUCAGAGCUGCAUUAAGGUCAAACUGACUUCCACUCACUCCCCGGAUUUGUCCAUGACACAAUUUUCCAGUGACCUGUGCACCUACUGCCUGUGUGGCGGCGAGAGCAAGGCUGUCAGAUGGACCGUAGCGCCAACAGUCUUGGGAACUGCCUCUGUGACGAUAACUGCCUCAGCUGUGGACGAUGGCACACUUUGUGAGGAUCACCCCGUGGUUGUUCCAGAAAACGGUCACACCAUCGUGAAGAAGAGAUCUAUCGAUGUUAAGACCGGAGGCAUUGAAAUAAGACAAGUUGAAAGCUGGCUGCUCUGUUCUAAAGGUCAAGUUGUGAGUGAAGUCAUGGGCGUGGAGAUGCCUGAAAACGUGGUUCCUGGAUCUCUUUGUGUCAAAGUGGCAGCGAUGGGCGACGUCCUCAGCCGAUUGGUCCAGAACCUGGGACAGCCUCUGGACUUUCCUUAUGAAAAUGGGGACUGGAACAUAGCAUCCAUGGCGAUCAACAUUUAUGUCCUCAACUAUCUGAAGGAGACUCAUCAGCUGGAGCAAUCCAUGAAGGAGGAAGAGGCUGUCAGCUUCCUGAAAAAAGCUUACCAGACCCAACUGUCCUUCAAGGACAAAAGCGGAGCCUUCAGCGUCUUCAGAUCAGGACAGAGGAGUUCUUGGCUCACGGCUCUGGUCAUGGUGACUUUGUACCAAGCUCAGCCUUUUAUCUUCAUCGAUGAAAACGUCAUGAAUGAGGCCAGGAAGUGGCUGGAAUGCCAACAGCGAGAAAACGGUUGCUUCAGAGUGUUGGGCAAACAUUCCACCAAAAGGAAGGGGGGCUGUUUGGUUGAUGAAGUGGCUUACAAUGCUUUCAUCCUCGCUGCAUUUCUGGAGAUGGGAGUCUCUCCAGAUGACCCUGUGGUGAAGAAAGGCUUGUGCUGCCUUAAAGAAUCCAUCAAGGAUCUUCAGAACCCCUUUGCUGCAGCUAUAUCUGCAUGGGUCUUCACGCUGGCAGGAGACCUGGAUCACCGCGCCGAACUGCUGCACUACCUCGACAAGAUCGCAAUCAAAGACAGAGACUUCAUCUACUGGACUCACGAGGAAACAGAAACUUCUGUGUAUUCGUCUUUGCUCAUCAGCUCCUACGUGAUCCUGGCCAAGCUGACAGUCACGGGUUCUCCAGGAGAUCUCAAAUCUGCAUCUUAUACCUUUAAGUGGCUGGUGGAGCAGCUGAACUACUUCAGUACCUUUUCUUCCACUCAGGACACAAUGAUGGCUGUUAAGGCCAUAGCCCUUUACUCCAAGUGCAUGUUCACUCCUGUGUGGUCGAGCACAGUCAGCAUUUGGUCUCCCAACGACCAGAUUGUGUUUCAUCUGACGCCCCACAACAAGCUGCUCUACCAGGAGAUGGUGCUGCAGGACACAAAAGGAAAAUACAAUGUGAAGAUGGAGGGCACGGCCUGUGCUUUGGUGCAGCUUUCUCUUCGAUACAAAACAGUGAAGGCUGACCCCAACACCCCUCUGAGUGUGGAGGUGAAGCUGCAGCUCCACCCCAGUCGCUCCAAGAGGCUCAAAUUCACCAUGAAGAUAGUUUCCCUGUACAGCGGGCAUCAGUCAUGCACAAACAUGGUGGUCCUAGAGAUCCAGCUCCCCAGUGGAUUCUGCCCUCUCCCACAGUCUUUGCGCAGUCUCAGGAGCGGUGUGGAUGUGGAGCACGUGGACUACAAGGACAAACGUGUUUUUGUGUAUGUGCGCAAGCUACAUAAGGAUAUACCAGUCAUCCACAAGCUACACCUGGUGCAGGAGUACUUUGUCUUCAACAACAAGGCAGUAACUGUCCUGAUCUACGACUACAACAAUCCUGCCGUCUCCAGUGUGACACAGUACUGUAUAGCUUCCUUAGCGAAAGACGAGUACGAGCCGUAUCACCACCACCAUCACAAGGACAGGCAUUGACUUUGAUCGGCCUGACGAGCACGAAAAACACGGAUCGAGAGGAAAUUUCACUCAAAGGAAACGUCGUGGUCCAAGGAGCUUUGGCUAGUUUUUCACUGGAUGCCGCAAUCUAAACAAACUUAUUUGUAAUAAAAUCUAAUAAAAUCUUCUGAAUAAAA